This is a messenger RNA of Numida meleagris (helmeted guineafowl), 4092 nucleotides long. RefSeq names its product L-threonine 3-dehydrogenase, mitochondrial. The transcript has 10 exons. Gene Ontology annotation, biological process: L-threonine catabolic process. The record is from RefSeq and is a predicted model, not a curated record. The coding region runs from base 212 to 1333 and encodes 373 amino acids. NCBI's taxonomy places the organism in Eukaryota, Metazoa, Chordata, Aves, Galliformes, Numididae. Gene Ontology annotation, molecular function: L-threonine 3-dehydrogenase activity.
CAAACGCCGCGUUCAGCUCCGCCUCCCCCUCCUCAGCCCCUGGGCGGGAGGCAGCGGCAGCGGGCGGCGGGGGACGGGCGGCUGUGGGACAACUCCUACUUUCUGUCUCGUUUUGAUUGGCUUUCAGAAGAGGCAGUGUCCUAUAAAUUGCUGUCUCCAGAGUGCUUCUGCCCUAUUGCCAGCUGAGGGACAGCGUGUUUGAAGAAGGAAGAUGCCAAUCGUCAGAAACGUGAGCAGAGCUGCCAGCCAGCUGCUGCAAAGCUCUCGUUGUGGAUGUGGGAUUUCCAUCGUGCCUGUUCGAUGCAUUGGCAUCUCACCCCGCCAGGUGGCCUCUGAUGCUAGCUUUCACUCGGUUUCUUUUUCUGAGUCUGAUCAUCCCCGGGUGCUAAUUACAGGUGGGCUCGGCCAGCUCGGGGUGGGACUUGCAAAGCUCCUGAGGAAACGAUUUGGAAAGAACAAUGUGAUCUUGUCUGACAUUCGAAAGCCCGCGGAUAAUGUGUUUUAUAGUGGCCCUUUCAUCUACUCAGACAUCUUGGACUACAAGAAUCUACGUGAGAUAGUGGUGAAUAAUCGCAUAACGUGGCUGUUCCACUACAGCGCUUUGCUCAGCGCUGUUGGAGAAGCAAACGUCCCCUUGGCCAGAGCUGUAAAUAUUACUGGUUUACACAACGUCCUGGAUAUUGCAGCCGAGCAUAAUUUGCGGCUCUUUGUUCCGAGCACGAUUGGAGCCUUUGGGCCCAGCUCUCCUCGAGAUCCAACUCCUGAUCUGUGCAUUCAGAGACCAAGGACCAUCUAUGGCGUCUCCAAGGUUCACGCUGAGCUCAUGGGAGAAUACUACCAUUACCGGUAUGGCCUAGACUUUCGCUGCCUGAGGUAUCCAGGAAUCAUAUCUGCCGACUCUCAGCCUGGUGGGGGAACAACUGAUUAUGCUGUCCAGAUUUUCCAUGAUGCCAUAAAGACUGGCAAAUUUGAGUGCAACUUAAAGCCGGACACCCGCCUCCCUAUGAUGUAUAUUGAUGACUGUCUGAAAGCAACUCUAGAGGUCAUGGAGGCCCCUGCAGAGGCACUGAGCAUGAGGACGUACAACAUCAGUGCCAUGAGCUUCACUCCUGAAGAGCUGGCACAAGAGGUGCAGAAGCAUGUUCCUGAACUUCAGGUGACCUACAAUGUGGACGCAGUCAGGCAGGCCAUAGCUGACAGUUGGCCAAUGAACUUUGAUGACAGCAAUGCCCGGAGAGACUGGGGAUGGAAACAUGAUUAUGACCUCCCUGAACUGGUGUCUACGAUGUUUAGCUUCCUUGGGUCUGAUUCCAGGAUUGCUCAAGCUAACUGAAAUAUUUUGUCAGAUGUUUCCAGAUUUCCACAGAGGACCAGGAAGAAAUGGCUAAAUCAGUUCUUUAAUUUUGAGUCUUAAAGCAUGUCAAUUAUUAGUUUUCCUAAGUAGCAAUGGAGUUGGGCAGAAGCAUACUGUAGCUGGAACAUCAUAUUAGAUAAACAACAUCAUCAGGUGCUGUCUCCAAGCACAGCACCCAUGGUACAGAAUUCUAGAACUUCCACAUUCAAGCAAGUAGGAACAAAAAGCAAGUAUUCUUGGCUGAUGAAUCUCCAGUCAUUCUUGCUGCUUGGCUCAUAUCCAGCAAAUAACAUAGGGCAAUAUUGUCAAACCUGAUGUUUCAGGAAGAUCCCACUGCUAAAAAUGUUUCUCAUUUCCCUAGUGGAGGUUGUUAGAUCAUAGUAAGAUAUGAUCCUUUCCUCCCUACUCACAAAAGAGAGAAACGAGCUACUUGAUGUUUCCAAACUGCAGGCAGGGUUUUUGCAACUCUAGUUUGAAGUCAGAUUUUGGUUAGUAUUUCAUAUUUAUGUGUAUAUAUAUUACUGUAUGAACAUACAGUUCUCUAUUACAUAUAGGGCAUACAAAGUAGCAUUAUUCUUGUAAUGCCCAUCAAUGUGAAGAGGAAUAGGACUUGAAUUCUGUUUAUGCUUUAAAAAUGACAGGGUUUACAAGCUAAGCUUUUCCUAUUAUUUCAAAACGCUGCUGCCAUCAGUUUAAACUCAGUAGAUCUGAAAUCCAGAAAGCUGUUACACUGAUGUGAAUCCAGGGUAUAUUUCAAGAAGACAAUGCCCAGGAGUGGGGUUAUUGUUAAUUAGUGCCCCUUCUGGUUAUCCCAGUCGUUUGCUCUGCAAGCGUUAUGGCAUACUGCCUGGAGCAAGUUCUAAAGUUGGGCUGAUGAUGGAGUCUUACCUUAGAGUCAGGUUGACCUUUGAAAUCUGUUCAUGUUGGAUGUUUUUUCUGUGUGUGCUGCAGCUGUAUUUGUAGAUGCUAUUUAUGUGUAACUGUCAUACGCUUCUAUUCUUUAGAGAGGAUUCCAGAGGCUGAAACCGUGUCCUAGGUACAGUUAAGGCCUGUUCUGCUCAUUGAGUUUAAUGCACAGGAGAUUCUGGGAUUAACAGGGGAAUCUUAGUAGAUGGAUGCAGAGAAGAUGUGGCUAUCCCAAAGCUACUUACAAGACUCUGAAAGUGAGAAAUGUCAGACUGGGGAGACAGGAAAGCCUUUUAAGGUAAAACAGCAGUCUUGAGUCUGAGCCAUGGGCUACUAUAGCAGUAGCAUGCCUUGAGAAACAAUGUCUGGGAACUCGGAUUGUAUUUUACUUUUCCAAAGAAAAAAUACCUUCCAUUUUCAAAAUGACUGGAAAUUCCCUAGAUGAAGCUGUCAGUCUUUUUUGUCUUGCAUACUCCAGUUGCCCAUGUAGGUAUCGUGUUCAGUGUUUCUGAAGUUUACUGAGUUUUCUGUGACAAGGCUUUGGUAACUGUGAGUCUGCUACACUCUGUAGCCCUGCAGUGGUUCUUCUAGUUAGUGGCUAACGGAUGUGACCUCAUUUCUGUCUCCCUGUGAGAGAAUCUACGUACUGCAGGGAGACUGGUUUUCUCAUGAUAGUAACCUUCAAACAAAGUUGGUAUGGUGAAAACCAGGAAUUAUUUCAAACGUUUAUUGAAGUUGUGUCUUUUGGUUUUGUAUGCAUCUUACUGCUUCAUCUGUUGGCAAAGUAUAUGUUUCCCAGGUACUUGAGCUCAAAACCCUCUAGGGUUGUGGCCUGUUGUUAAAACUUCUUUUUAUAAUGUUUACAUUUCUGAAAAAGGCAAGUUUUUAAAUGUUCACCACUGUUGUAACUCACAUUGUUCAAGUGUAAUAUUUGGCCCAAUGGGCCAGCGAAGUUGGGCUCAUUCAUACCAUCCAAGAAUGCUUUGACUCUGGUUCUGUCCUCUGCCCUGCCAAAAGAGGAUUAUCUCCUAUUCAACUGUUACACUGAUCCAUCAGAUGAAGGGCUUUAAUAGGAUUUUAAGAGUCCUGUCCAUUCUAAUCUUUCUUAAAUCAGGGGACUCCUCGUUGCCUCCAUUCCAUGAAACCAACCAAAAGAGUUGCUGAUGGAUCUGAUUCCAUUUCUUCAACUCAAAGAAAGUCAUGGGCUCCUACUCCAUUCACCCUUGUUCAAAGCUCUAGUUAAUACUAAAAAGGGUGAAGAACAAAGAUGUUCUUUCUUCUGAAGCAAGCUAUCCUUAGUUGUGGCGUUGAGCAAAGGCUUUAAGCAAGUUGUUAAAGUGCAGGUGAAAAUCAGACCUGUGGCAUUUUAAACAGAGUGUGUUGUCUACCGAAAGUUGCUGACUCGUGUAGGAGCAGGAGUUUAAAUUUGUGUUUUGCAAACUCUGAAGACAGUUCAGAGGUAACAGCACGAUAGUCAAGGAACAUGAAUAGGGAUGUCUGCAUGGUCCCAGUGCUGUUUGAAAUUCUGGUUUCUAACCUGUGACCAAUGAUGCCCGUGUUUUCUUUUUGCCUGUCUUCCCUGUAACUUCUGUUGUAACUAUGCUACAGUGUUCUCUGUACUGAACCAGUGUGAUGCCGUACAAAGCGUACAACUUUUUUCUACCAGUUUGAAGCCUGACUUCUGGGCUUAGACUUCCCCCAUGACGUUUGAGUGUUGCAGCUGUUACAUUACCUAUUCAGGAAAAAAAAAAAAAAAAAGAUGGUGGGAAUAUUUUUUCAAAUACUGCAAAUUGUGGGUGAUGCCUACUUUAAUAAAGUUCCGUACAGAUGUC